GACGAAACUCCUCAAAAACCAGCAGCAGUAGCAGUACAGCGACAGCCCACCUGCCAGGCACUGCCAGUCGACCAAACACGUCACACCUGUCCCGCCGACCUACCUACCCACUGCGGGCACUGCCCACAGCAACCUGAGGCUUGCGAGCACACGACUGCCCAAGCCAAGGAAGCUUCAGAUUGGCAGCGGACUACCUCAUCUCUUUGCUGUGACCUGUUGGUAUUUCUUCCUGCCUCCUUCACACCUGAACCAUUAUUUUUCCGCCAAGCUCCGGCACCAUCGCCAACAUCAACCCAACAUCAAUUCACAAGACGACAGUCGCGCACUCGGUCGCAAUACUACAUUCAGUCAUUAUACCAAGACACUGAUCCGAACACGAGAACUCGCGAUUCCCCAUCACAACCGUCAAGAUGACGCUUUACUACAGUUUGGUCUUCAUGCUCCUAGUAGCAGAGAUGUCCAUCUUCAUGCUGCUUAUAGUUCCUCUACCCUUCACCAUUCGCCGGAGGCUGUUCACCUUUAUCUCGGAAAAUCCAAUCAUAGCCAAGCUACAAUAUGGUCUGAAGAUCACGUUCAUAUUCAUCCUCAUCCUGUUUAUCGACAGCGUGAACAGAGUCUACCGUGUGCAAGUCGAGCUUGCCGCUGCCACAGAUGCCUCCAAGGGCAACGCUGCUGCCAUCAUGGGUCACGAGCGUCUCGAAGUCCAGGCUCGCAAGUUCUACUCCCAGCGCAACAUGUACCUUUGCGGCUUCACCCUCUUCCUCUCCUUGAUCCUUAACCGCACCUACAUUAUGAUCCUCGAGGUCCUCCGUCUCGAGGAGAAGCUCAAGAAGUUUGAGGGUACCGACAAGGACACCAAGCAGUCCGAGAAGCUCGCCAUGGCCGGCGAUCCUGGUGAGAUCUCCCGUCUCAAGCGCGAGAUCCAGCUCCGCGACCAGGACAUCGAGACCCUCAAGAAGCAAUCAGCCUCUCUUCACCGCGAGUACGACGAGCUCGCUGAGAAGUACGGCCGCACCCAGCAGGAUGAUGUGCCUAAGAAGAUGAAGUAAACGGGGACCACGCUUUCCUCGGAACCUAAACGAACUUUUGCUCUUUCGUAAUAACACAGAACAUCAUGAGCACAACGUCGAGACUUUGUCGCCUGACGCAGUGUGGACCUCGAAAGAUGGAUCAUGGAAGAGGGAAGGGAGGUAGAGGGACAAUGAUAACUACCAUCGUUCUAACAGGAGUUGGGUGUAUGGUCAUACAUACCGUGGCGGAGAUUCAAAAGGGAUGCUCGGUUGUUCGCCAUCGAGCAGGUUGUGCGUCUACAAGGAGUUUGAUAGCUUGUUAAGUAUACCGUGAGAAUGGACUUCGGAAACCGCUACUUUCAUACCCCGGAUGUCGAAUUGGUAGAAGACUGAGAAUGGAACAGAACGAGGUUCUUUUUGCUUGAUUUUGUGUUGGUACAACCAUCUCCUGUCCAUUUCAAGUCUAAUAUGUGUCAGCACUGAUCUAUAUCCACCUACCUUGUAUUACAAAGUCAUACAUAUCUGUUUCCACAAUAGCCACUUCCAGCACCUCCACAGGUUACGCUGCUCAUGUCCUCCCAUAAUCUAACAAAUCAGGAAACAGUAUUCCAUUAGCC
Neurospora crassa OR74A is the source of this 1627-nucleotide messenger RNA. RefSeq names its product BAP31 domain-containing protein. Bases 411 to 1049 code for a protein of 212 amino acids. The record is from RefSeq and is a predicted model, not a curated record. Gene Ontology annotation, biological process: intracellular protein transport; endoplasmic reticulum to Golgi vesicle-mediated transport. The transcript has 3 exons. NCBI's taxonomy places the organism in Eukaryota, Fungi, Ascomycota, Sordariomycetes, Sordariales, Sordariaceae. Gene Ontology annotation, cellular component: endoplasmic reticulum membrane; endoplasmic reticulum.